AUGAGCCGCUGGGAGCCGGACACCCAGCUGCCCUACCAGCGCAUCGACCAGAACCUCUUCACCGUCAAGAAGCUCCUGCAGCGUCCGCUCACUCUCGCCGAGAAAAUCGUCUACGGGCACUUGGAGGACCCGGCAACGAGCGCCGACAUCCAGCGAGGCAAGACGUACCUCAAGCUCAAGCCGGAUCGUGUGGCCAUGCAGGACGCCUCCGCGCAGAUGGCCCUCCUCCAGUUCAUCUCCUCCGGACUCACCUCCACGGCCGUGCCGGCGUCCACCCACUGCGACCACCUGAUCGAGGCAGAGACCGGCGCCGCUCAGGAUCUCGAAUCCGCCAAAGUCACGAACAAGGAAGUGUUCGAAUUCCUUUCCUCGGCGUCCCAGAAGUACGGGAUUGGCUUCUGGAAGCCCGGCAGCGGCAUCAUCCACCAGAUCGUGCUCGAGAACUAUGCUUUCCCCGGCGCGAUGAUGAUCGGUACCGACAGCCACACACCGAACGCUGGCGGUCUCGGAACGAUCGCGAUCGGUGUGGGCGGUGCCGACGCUGUCGAUGUCAUGGCCGGCAUGGCGUGGGAACUGCGCGCGCCGAACGUGCUGGGCGUGAAGCUCACGGGCAAGUUGCGAGGCUGGGCGUCGCCCAAGGACGUCAUCCUCAAGCUGGCCGGCAAGCUGACCGUCCGAGGCGGCACCGGCAGCAUCAUCGAGUACUUCGGUCCGGGCGUCGAGACCCUGUCCUGCACUGGAAUGGCUACGAUCUGUAACAUGGGUGCGGAGGUGGGCGCCACGACGUCGGUCUUCCCGCUGACGGAGUCGAUGCUGUCCUAUCUGGCCGCGACCGGUCGCAAGGACAUUGCCGACACCAUCACGGCGGCCAAGGAGAUCCGCGGCCACCUGCGCGCCGACGAGGGCUGCCACUACGACGAGGUGAUCGAGAUCAACCUCGACGAGCUCGAGCCCUACAUCAACGGACCCUUCACGCCCGAUCUGGCCACCCCGCUGUCCCAGUUCGCCGCUGCCGUCAAGAAGAACCAAUGGCCCGAGAAAAUCUCCGCGGGCUUGAUCGGGAGCUGUACCAACUCGUCCUACGAGGACAUGUCCCGCGCCGCCGCCAUCGCGCGUCAGGCCAGCGAGAAGGGCACCAAGGCGCAGAGCGUCUUCACCGUCACGCCCGGGUCGGAACAGAUCCGAGCCACUAUCGAGCGCGACGGCCAGAUGCAGGCGCUGCGUGACAUUGGAGGCUUGGUGUUGGCGAACGCGUGCGGCCCGUGCAUCGGCCAGUGGAAGCGCAGUGACGCCAAGGGCGAGAAGAACAGCAUCCUCACCUCGUUCAACCGCAACUUCUCCGCGCGCAACGACGGCAACCCGAACACCCACAACUUCCUGGCCUCGCCCGAGCUGGUGACCGCCAUGUCGCUCGCCGGCAGCCUCACCUUCAACCCGACCACCGACUACCUCACCGACGCGCAGGGCAACAAGUACAAACUCGAGAGCCCCGACGCCGCGGCAACGGCCACGCUUCCCGCUGCUGGAUUCGAUGCGGGCCGUAGCCAGGACACUUACCUGGCCCCGCCGCCGGCCGACCAGCGGGCGUCCCUCGAGGUCGCCGUCUCGCCCACCAGCGACCGCCUUCAACUCCUCGAACCGUUUGCCCCCUGGCCGAAGGGUGAGAAGGACAUUCGCGACGCUGCGGUGUUGAUCAAGGUUCAGGGCAAGUGCACGACCGACCACAUCUCCGCUGCCGGGCCGUGGCUCAAGUACAAGGGCCACCUGGAGAACAUCGCCAACAACACGCUGAUCGGCGCCGUCAACGCCGACACCGGCAAGGUCAACGCCGUGGUCAGCCAGCUGACCGGCAAGGAGGGCACCGUUCCCGAUGUGGCGCGCGAGUACCAGAAGGCGGGCUUGCCGUGGGUGGUGGUCGCGGGCAAGAACUACGGCGAGGGCAGCGCGAGGGAGCACGCCGCCCUGCAGCCCCGCUACCUCGGCGGACAGGCCAUCAUCUGCCAGGCACGCGACCCCCGCCGCCGCCAGCUGUGUUGCCGCCUGCGUUUGCUUGACGCUCACCUUCACUUCGUUCUUCGCUCUUCGCGCUUGCAGAGCUUUGCGCGCAUCCAUGAGACCAACCUCAAGAAGCAGGGAAUCCUGCCGCUCACCUUCGCCGACCCCGCCGACUACGACAAGAUCACCGGAGGCGACAAGAUCACGAUUGAGGGUGUGGGCGAGAUUGAGGAGGGCAAGCCGCUUCGGGCCAAGGUGACGCGACGAGCCGCCGCCGGUGGCGGACAGGAGGAGAGCUUCGGGGUGACUCUCCAGCACACGCUCAACCCGGGCCAGAUCGCCUGGUUCAAGGCCGGCUCGGCGCUCAACCUCAUCGCCGCCACGAGCAGCAACCAGCAACAGCACGCCUGA
Acanthamoeba castellanii str. Neff is the source of this 2406-nucleotide messenger RNA. Its product is annotated as aconitate hydratase, mitochondrial. Gene Ontology annotation, biological process: tricarboxylic acid cycle. NCBI's taxonomy places the organism in Eukaryota, Discosea, Longamoebia, Acanthamoebidae. The transcript has 16 exons. The record is from RefSeq and is a predicted model, not a curated record. Gene Ontology annotation, molecular function: aconitate hydratase activity; 4 iron, 4 sulfur cluster binding. Gene Ontology annotation, cellular component: mitochondrion; cytosol. Bases 1 to 2406 code for a protein of 801 amino acids.